This is a messenger RNA of Dalotia coriaria, 1771 nucleotides long. RefSeq names its product cysteine--tRNA ligase-like protein, mitochondrial (gene CysRS-m). The coding region runs from base 32 to 1630 and encodes 532 amino acids. The transcript has 2 exons. NCBI's taxonomy places the organism in Eukaryota, Metazoa, Arthropoda, Insecta, Coleoptera, Staphylinidae. Gene Ontology annotation, biological process: cysteinyl-tRNA aminoacylation. The record is from RefSeq and is a predicted model, not a curated record. Gene Ontology annotation, molecular function: ATP binding; cysteine-tRNA ligase activity. Gene Ontology annotation, cellular component: cytoplasm.
UCAGCUGUGAUACUUCUAACCUCGAGUCAACAUGCGAACUCUUCAUCUAAGAAACAAAAACUAUCUAAAACUAUCAAAACAACUGUAUAAAUAUACAACAAAAUGCAUUUCUACAUGGAAACAGCCUUCCGGAUACGAAACACCAGUGAAAAUCUACAACUGUGUCGCAAAAACGCAAGUACCUUUUAUUGUCAGCAACAAACAUCUUGUCUCUUGGUAUACUUGUGGCCCCACAGUUUAUGAUGACGCUCACAUAGGCCAUGCAAGUUGUUACAUGCGCCUAGACAUUUUACAACGAAUUAUGAGAUAUCACUUUGGUUUAAACAUAGUGUCAACAAUGAAUAUCACAGAUAUUGAUGAUAAAAUCAUAGCUAGAAGUCAUGGUAAAAAAGUGCCUGUGAAUGAUAUAAGUAAAGAGUAUGAAAAGAGUUUUUGGGAAGAUAUGGAUGCUUUGAGAAUAUCUAGACCUGAUAAAGUGCUGAGAGUUACAGAAAAUAUGCAUUUAAUUGUUGAAUUUAUUAGUAAACUAUUAAAUGUUAAUUUAGCAUAUAAAGGACCAGAUGGAAGUGUUUAUUUUGAUGUCAAGCAAUAUGAAGCUAUAAACGAGAGUAAUAAGUAUGGGAAAAUGCAAAAUAUAGCCAGGGAUGAUCCAGAACAAAUUAAAACUGAUGGAAAAGUAAAAAACAAGAAAAAUGUUGAAGAUUUUGCUUUGUGGAAAGCUGCAAAACCUGGGGAACCUACCUGGGAGGCACAUUUUGGUCCAGGGCGACCCGGUUGGCAUAUUGAAUGUUCUUCUAUGGCUACUUCUUUUUAUGGUAAAACAAUUGAUAUCCACGCUGGCGGUAUAGAUCUCCGGUUUCCUCAUCAUGAAAACGAAGAAGCACAAUCAUGUGCUUAUCAUAAUUGUAAUCAGUGGGUAAAUUAUUGGUUACACGUCGGACAUUUGCAUUUACCUAACGCUGCCAAGAUGUCAAAGUCACUUAAAAACACCAUUUCAAUUCGUGAUUUACUCCAAAGCUGUGAUGCUACCACUUUUCGAAUGGCAUGUCUUUUAACAAACUACAAACACAACAUGGAAUUCUCACAAGAGCAUCUACAACUCGCUAAUAGUCAUGUGAAAUCAUUCAAAAACUUUAUUACUAAUGUUACAAGUCUAGUUAGAAAAGACGCAGUUGGCAUCACUGUUAAUUCCGAUGUUUUACUGACAGAAUUAACUAAAACUAUUGAAAUUGUUGAGUCUGCUUUAUGUAAAGAUUUUGAUACUCCCGGUGUGAUUAAAGCCGUGGAAAGUUUAAUUUCAACCAGUAACAAAGUUAUAAAUACGUCUGCAAGCACAAAUAAUAGCGAAAACAAACAUAAUUCAAUUGCUGCAUUACUUGCUGUUGUGAAUUAUGUUCAAAAUAUAACUGAAACUUUUGGGCUGGAUUUCCAAGAUGGUGAAAAAGUAAGUGAUGGAGCAUUUGUUGAAGUAAUGGAUUUGUUAGUUAACUUUAGACAUCAAUUGAGGACUGUAUCAUUGGUAAGAAAAGACAAAGAGGGUUUAGCUUUGUGUGAUGAUAUAAGAAACGAGUGUAAAAAGUUAGGAAUUACUUUGAAAGAUAACGCAAAGAUUUCAACUUGGAAUAAAUGAAAAUGUAUGACUUUUAUACAUAUAUUGUGUUUAUAAGUUUUAGAAACAUGUUUAUUUUAUCAUACAAACAUGUUAAAUAUUGUUUACACUGUUAUAUUUGUUUAAAAAUUUGAAUUUUGUACAAUCCACAUCUGUUUCUGA